Rhinichthys klamathensis goyatoka is the source of this 3022-nucleotide messenger RNA. RefSeq names its product centrosomal protein 85 (gene cep85). NCBI's taxonomy places the organism in Eukaryota, Metazoa, Chordata, Actinopteri, Cypriniformes, Leuciscidae. Gene Ontology annotation, cellular component: centrosome. Bases 282 to 2588 code for a protein of 768 amino acids. The transcript has 14 exons. The record is from RefSeq and is a predicted model, not a curated record.
GCUUGUGGUCUCAGCCUGGCACGCGAGUUAAACGCAGAGGAAGAAGUAGAAUAACGGUUGAAAAAAGAGUCGCGAGUUUCAGUGGCUCCACGGUCGGCGGGUAUUUGAAGCUCGAGGCCGCUUUUAGUUUGACUGCUUUGUGUCCUUGUUGUUGAUAUUAGCAUCCAAUCAGCGUGUCUCAUGUGAUGAAGCUUAUUAUUGUCCCUGUGGGCUGUGUUCGCGUCAUUGUUAACUUUAGUAAAGACCCUUUCAGCCCGUGAGUUAAGGUGACUGCCACAGGAAUGACCACUUCACAGAAAUACCAGAACCCCAAAAACACAGCAGGACACUCUGACACAGAGUGGCUGACACCUGCUGUGUCUGAGAAGUUCCAGAGCCGUUUUGGAUGGCGGCCCAGCACAGCGGACAGUGGGGACACGGGACUGGGUUCCUCUGACCACACUGAAGAUAUCUGCAGCACUAGCAGCAGUCCAUCCUUCCAGCCCAUCCGCAGUCAGAUCCCCAUCCCCACCGCCCAUGUCAUGCCUUCCACGGCCGGAACUCUGGCCUCUAAGAUCAAGCCACAUGUUUCUGAAGAAACCCGGGCGUCCUCCAGCUCUUCCAGCUCUAAGUCAUCCCUCCCCAAAUCUGCAUCCUCCCCCAACCUGGAAGCUCAGCACGAUGGAAAUUUAGAGUUGAAUGCGGUCAAGCCUGAUUGCCUGAGCCGAUAUCUCAGCCUAGUAAACGGUCUCGACCACUCGCUCUUCCCCUCUGGAGAUCAGACGCGGCUGGAUGAAGCCCAGAAGUUUGAUGUACCUGCCAUGGAGCCAACGCUUAAUCAGUCGGCUCUGCUUGGGGGCCUUUGCCCUGAUGUACGGCAGCAGCUGCAAUUGACCGGGCUUGGGGACAUAACAGGCUUGCUGGAACAGACGUUUAAAGUCCUACCAGAGGCUAGGGCAGGUCUCGCUUGUCCUGUAGACCCAUACAGCCAAAGGAACAUUCAUCCAGGGUCAGGUGCCUCUGGCAGGAUGUUCUCCAUACCUCAGGGCCUGCAGACUCAUGCUCUCCUGAGGGACCAGUCCAACACAGGAGCUUAUGAUCCGUUGCUGCAGGAACGCUGUUGUGAGCUGGCCAGCUGGCAACAGCAGAAGCAGAAACUGGAGAGUCUGCGGCUACAGGUGGAACAAAUGCAGUUAAUGACUGGAGGAAGUGGACAGUAUGCAUCUCUGUAUCCAGCAACUCCUCAUACGGAGAACAGCAAGUGGGAUGCUAUCAUUAAAGCCAACGAGAACUUGCUGAAAGAGAAAGAACUUACCAUUGAAAGGCAGAAGCAGCAAAUGUCUCAGCUGGAACAGUGUCUCAGAGAGAGUGAGCUGCAGAUGCACAGUGCCCUCAUGGGACGUGGAGCCCCUUACGCCGAUGUGUGUCUGUUGAGACUACAGGAAGCCCAGCGGGAAAAUGCCUUUUUGCGAGCCCAGUUUGCCGAGCGCAACGACUGCUUUACCAAGGAGAAGCUAGAAGCAGACCGGAGACUGGGUGCAGUGGAAGCAGAAACGCAACGUCUGAACGAGGUCUCGAAAGAGAGCAGUGAAAAACAUGCAGAGGAGUUAAAGAAACAAGAGGAGAGGAUCCGCAGUCGGGACAAGCACAUCAACAGCUUGAAAAAGAAGUGCCAGAAGGAGUCGGAGCAGAACAGAGAAAAACAGCAGCGGAUUGAGACGCUCGAGCGAUAUCUGGCUGACCUCCCGACCAUGGAAGACUACCAGGCCCAGCACAAAAAGCUAGAGGAGGUAGAGGAGAGGGCAGCUCAGUUGCAGGCCACUGUCAGAGAUCUAGAAGUCCAACUGGAGGGGGCCUGCAGUGCUGUGCGCAACAAAGAGACACAACUGGAAGAACAGAGAUGCAAGGAGAGAGAACUACUUGCAACAGUCACCAGUCUCCAGAAUAGAGUGCAGGAGAGCCUUGAGGAUGGAGUGAGAUUGCCCUCUCUUGACAUAGAGAAGCUACGAGAAGAAAACACUACCUUUAAAGAUGAGCAGCAGCGACUCAAAAAGGUCAUUGAAAAACAACUCCGGAUAAUGGAGCAGCUGGGAUCAAAGAUCAGGACUCUGGAGGAGCAGCUCUCUCAGGAGGACUGCAGUAGUCAGGCCCUGCGAGAGGAGGUGGCAGAGAAAGAGGAGAGUCUGCUGCAGUUACGCACUGCUAUGAAGGAGCUUUCAGUGCAGAACCAGGAGCUGAUGGAACACAAUCUGACACUGCAAGAGCGUCUUCAGGGUGAGGAGCCGCCGAGUGGCCGUGGUUUGCUCCCCGUGGGAGCCCGGCUCACCCAGAGGCUGUAUGGAGAGAUGGCCGCCUGUCUGUGUGACCUCCGCUCCCUCUGCAACGUCCUCACCCAGCGGGCUCAGGGCCACGACCCAAACCUCUCCAUGCUGCUCGGCAUUGCAUCUCCCCCUCCAGUAGGAGAGCAGUGGGAGGACUGGUUGAGCCCCGAGGGGCUGCAGAAGAAGCUGCUUGAAGCUCAGCAACUCCGUCGAGACGUCGAGGAACUGAGAACCACAGUCUCUGACCACUAUGCUCAGGAUAUGGGAGAAAACUGCAUCACUCAGUGAGCUCGGACAGCACGGCUUGUGCUCAAUGAGGGUAACUCCACAUCACGAGUGCCUUUAAAGACACUACAAUCUCUACCUAAACAAAUCUUCUUCACGAAGGACUAACGACACUAAGGACAUUGUAAUCUCGCAAAACAGAGUGCUAUUUUUAUACAAAGGUUUCAUAAGAUAUUUUUCUAAGAUUCUGAUGACUUUGUGUGCGGUGGAAAGAGAAUGAUUUAAUAUAAACCUUUCCAUGUAUUUGGGAACGCCUGUGAUGAAGUUGACAAUCAACUGGAAAUAUCUAAUCUCUAACCUGUAGUUUCGCGUGAUGCUCGGUUGCGUGUAACGACAGGUCAUUAACUAGCAUCCAUAAUCUUACAGUAAACACAACGUGCCGCAUCAAACACAAAUCUAAGGCUAUGGAAAUAUUUGGCCACCUCUGGCUGUUUGAG